Daktulosphaira vitifoliae (grape phylloxera) is the source of this 630-nucleotide messenger RNA. RefSeq names its product protein FAM32A. Bases 104 to 433 code for a protein of 109 amino acids. Lineage: Eukaryota; Metazoa; Arthropoda; Insecta; Hemiptera; Phylloxeridae. The record is from RefSeq and is a predicted model, not a curated record. Gene Ontology annotation, cellular component: nucleolus. The transcript has 3 exons.
AGUUUUCUCAUGUAUUUAAUGAUUGCAGCACAUCUUGACAUUAUACACAUCUUUUAAAUAAAAAAAGUAAUUUGAACAAAUUUUCUUCAGCGAAAUAUUCACAAUGUCUGAGUAUGAAGUCGCUUCGAGUGGUCGAUUAAAAUUGAAAUGUGACUCUGGAAUUGUUAAGAAAAAAAAGAAAAAGAAGAUUAAAGAAAAAGAAUUAGAAAAGAUUAACAAAGGAAUUGAGGACAAUGAAGUAAAAUUAAAAGAACAUUAUGUACCACCAACAAAAGCUGAGUUGGCAUUUAUGAAACAACAAGAGAAAUUGCAAAAAGAAAAAAUUAUGAAAGUUGCAUCUAUGACACAUAAACAAAGAGUUGAAGAAUUUAAUAGACACCUCGAUAGUCUCACUGAACAUUUUGAUAUACCAAAAGUCAGUUGGACCAAAUAAAAACUUUUUUAAUAUUUAUAUUGUUUUAUACCUAUAAAAUAACACUUGGUACUUUAUUUUUGUUUUACUUUGAUCGAAUGCCUAAUAAUGUAUAAAUAUUUAUUUUUUAUCUUAAACAUUUAACUGUUAGUAGAAUUAAUUGUACAUUUUAAAAUAAAUUUACUCUAAAUAAAUGUAAUAAAAAAUUGUAUCUUAAA